Molecule: messenger RNA, 2213 nt
Organism: Eruca vesicaria subsp. sativa (arugula)
Lineage: Eukaryota; Viridiplantae; Streptophyta; Magnoliopsida; Brassicales; Brassicaceae
Source: the annotation of a GenBank genome assembly
CUCCUCACCGUCCGAUGCUUUGACCUUUUAAGCCGAUCAUAACUACUUUGACUUCAACGUUCCGGCGACCAUGGGUCACUGUUACAGCCGGAACAUUUCCACCGUCGAAGAUAACGACGGCGACAUCCCCGCCGGAGCCGCACACCUUCCGCAUCACACUGAUAACAACCACCGGACUUCAAUUCCCAAUUCUCCGGCUGCAUCCUCCUCUUCCGAUGUCAACCCUUACACCAUCAGCCCCUUUCAAAGCCCGUUACCGGCGGGAGUAGCUCCGUCUCCGGCGAGAACUCCGGGGAAAAAGUUCAAAUGGCCGUUCCCGCCUCCUUCACCUGCAAAACCGAUCAUGGCGGCUCUGAGACGGCGAAGAGGCACGGCUCCGCAGCCUCGCGACGGUCCGAUCCCUGAGGAGAGUGAGGAAGUCGAUGAUCACCACGGAAGAGGCGGCGGAAGCAGAGGCGGAGAUAGGUUAGAUAAGAACUUCGGGUUCUCGAAGAACUUUGAAGGGAAGUAUGAGCUGGGGAAAGAAGUUGGUCGAGGGCAUUUUGGUCAUACUUGUUGGGCUAAAGCCAAGAAAGGCAAGAUAAAAGGGCAAACCGUAGCUGUCAAGAUCAUUUCUAAAGCCAAGAUGAAAUCAACUCUAUCCAUAGAAGAUGUUCGUCGAGAGGUGAAACUGCUGAAAGCUCUGUCUGGACAUAGGCAUAUGGUUAAGUUCUACGAUGUGUUUGAGGACGCUGACAAUGUCUUUGUUGUUAUGGAGUUAUGUGAAGGUGGAGAGCUUUUGGAUAGAAUUUUGGCGAGAGGUGGUCGAUAUCCAGAAGCAGAUGCGAAGCGUAUCCUUGUUCAGAUUCUAUCUGCUACUGCUUUUUUCCAUCUUCAAGGUGUAGUGCACCGUGACCUGAAGCCAGAGAACUUUCUUUUUACCAGCAAAAAUGAGGAUGCAGUACUCAAGGUCAUAGACUUUGGUUUAUCUGACUUCUCCAGAUUCGAUCAGCGUCUAAACGAUGUGGUAGGAAGUGCAUUCUAUGUUGCACCUGAGGUACUCCACCGAAAUUACAGCACUGAAGCAGAUAUAUGGAGCAUCGGUGUCAUAUCUUACAUAUUACUCUGUGGGAGUAGACCCUUUCACGGACGAACCGAGUCUGCUAUUUUCCGCUGUGUGCUUAGAGCGAACCCUAACUUUGAAGAUUUGCCAUGGCCUUCCAUAUCGCCUAUUGCUAAAGACUUUGUGAAAAGGCUUCUGAACAAAGACCAUAGGAAAAGAAUGACAGCUGCUCAAGCUUUAGCUCAUCCGUGGCUUCGAGAUGAAAACCCUGGUUUGCUUCUUGAUUUCUCCAUCUACAAAUUGGUGAGGUCUUACAUCCGUGCUUCGCCUUUCAAAAGAGCAGCACUUAAGUCUCUAUCCAAAGCUAUACCAGAAGAGGAACUCGUGUUCCUUAAAGCACAGUUCAUGCUCCUGGAACCAGAGGAUGGAGCCUUGUAUCUUCACAAUUUCACUAAGGCAUUGACAAGAUAUGCUACAGAUGCUAUGAUCGAAUCUAGGCUUCCUGACAUUUUAAACUUGAUGCAACCCUUAGCACGUAGGAAACUUGAUUUUGAAGAGUUCUGUGCGGCUGCUGUUAGCGUUUAUCAACUAGAGGCUCUUGAAGAAUGGGAACAGAUCGCAACUAUAGCGUUUGACGACUUCGAACGUGAAGGAAGCCGAGCCAUAUCUGUCCAAGAACUAGCAGAGGAGAUGAGUUUGGGACCAAAUGCGCAUCCUUUGCUCAAGGAUUGGAUCCGGAGUUCGGAUGGAAAGCUGAGCUUCUUGGGAUAUGCCAAGUUUUUGCAUGGUGUGACUGUCCGAAGCUCGAGUUCGAGACCUACUAGGUGACUUCUAACUUUGCAAAAAUCAAACCUAAUCAUAUUGUCGUUUCAAGACAAAUCACACCAUGAAUUGGAAAGAAAGCUACCUGGAUCUUUUGUAUUGAUCAUUUUGUUUUCAUGAGGAAAAUUCUAAAAUCAAAAACCAAACAAACAAAAGAAGCAAGGGCAAGAAGCAAUGUAUUUUCUUGUAAUUUUCUUUCUAUUUAAUUUCCGGAUUGUAUAGAAGAACCAUGGAUGGGUUGUUGUUGUUCGGUUCAGGUUUUGUUCCUUGGUAAUGGAGGUGUAAUAAAUCAGCGGUUUAACUUUUAUGCUAUACACACAUUGUAAACUUAACUAAUAUCACUAUUCUU